Messenger RNA from Branchiostoma belcheri (Belcher's lancelet), 1387 nucleotides. Its product is annotated as protein FAM185A-like. Lineage: Eukaryota; Metazoa; Chordata; Leptocardii; Amphioxiformes; Branchiostomatidae. The transcript has 9 exons. The record is from RefSeq and is a predicted model, not a curated record. Bases 148 to 1293 code for a protein of 381 amino acids.
UUGGCACCACGUUACAAAGGUCAUACGGUAGGUGCAUAGGCACUACUUCCGGGAGGUAAGAGAUUUGACUUUCGGUGCGUUCCGAUAGAAAAAAAAACGUCUACAAAAUCCUCGUUUGCGUAAUCUCAUCGUCGGUGUCAAUUCAACAUGGUGCUUCGGACCUUCCUAAGGAUCCCUGUCUUCUGCAGACGAGCGUUCUCCCUUCACGACAAAGCGAAAAACGUUUUUCUGGCGAGAUGUUUAGAUCGCGAUCCCCUCCCACAUGUAACGUUACAUCGAGCCGGCAUGUCUUCACAAACGUACGGGGUCCAACCGUUCGCCGUGUAUCAUCUGAAAGUCAGACUACCGCUCAGUGUUCACGUUUCGCCCUUAGACCCACUGGAACAUCCGAACGCAGAUAAGUUUGUAGUUGACGUGAAUUCUGAAUCUGAUGAACACAGAGUAGAUGUGGUUGUGAAGGAUGAUGAGAAAUCAGUGGAAGUUACUAGUACAAGCUCGGCAGAAGUAGAAGGAAAACCUUUAUGUCAUAUCAUGACACCUAUGAAUUAUGAUGUAGCUGUUCAGGUGUCAGGUGCAGCAGAGGCCAGAGUAGAGAACAUGGAAUGUCCCACAUGUGUUGUGAAGACAGAAGAGGGAGACUGUCAUCUAAAGAGUAUCAAGGGUAUGAGCACACAGGUAGACACAGGAGGAGGGAGUGUGUAUGGACAGGGAACCGUACUGGGGAAUGUAGACGUCUCAACUAACUCAGAAGGGAGUGUGAAACUAGGCAAGCUCCAAGGUCAGGCAAUGAGUGUUGCAACACAAGAUGGUACAAUAGAUAUAAAAGACAUCUAUGCAGAACUGUCAACUUUAACGUCAGAUUCAGGGGACAUCUGUAUUGGGAGUAUGCAUGGUACCAGUGCUGUAGAAACUACAGAAGGAAACAUCACAAUAGACACAGUAGAUGGAGACCUGUCAGCCACCACACAGACUGGCAGUGUUACCCUGUAUGUCAGCAGGCAUCAACUAGUGGAUGUCACCUCUGAGGAAGGAGAUAUAUGUAUCAGUGUGCCCCAUGAGCUGGCCACCAGACUGGAGCUCACAGGCAAACAGUUAGAGAUUGACCCAGAGUUGAGAGUAGACAACAUUGAGGAUUCUUGGGAUGAAGAACUGCAGUGUAAGACACUCAAAGGUUUGUUGAACUCUGGAAACUCAGCUGAUCUCCGAGCCACUGCCAAGGCAGGGAAAGUCAGUCUGAAGGCAGUGAGCUGGCUGGACUCACUCAAACUCAGGAAUAAACUGGCUAUAAGCUAGUACUAACUACUCCUUUUAUAAAGAGUGUGAAGUUUUAUUGUUGAUAAGGCCACACCAAUUUAAUUUCUUGGUUAACGGAUUCGCCCGCUUUAUU